This is a messenger RNA of Drosophila biarmipes, 1967 nucleotides long. It is a transcript of the gene RanGAP, whose product is annotated as ran GTPase-activating protein. The record is from RefSeq and is a predicted model, not a curated record. Gene Ontology annotation, cellular component: nucleus; cytosol; perinuclear region of cytoplasm. The coding region runs from base 125 to 1885 and encodes 586 amino acids. Gene Ontology annotation, molecular function: small GTPase binding; GTPase activator activity. The transcript has 5 exons. NCBI's taxonomy places the organism in Eukaryota, Metazoa, Arthropoda, Insecta, Diptera, Drosophilidae. Gene Ontology annotation, biological process: nucleocytoplasmic transport; signal transduction; activation of GTPase activity.
GCAAUGCCAAAUUUCUAGCGCCCAUUUUUUGCGAGGUUAAAACAAAUUUCGCAAGCCGGCUGCAGUUGCCAAGUACAGUGUCAGCUUUUUAUUUAUUUAAUCGGGAGUAGAGUACAAAGUAGGCAUGGCCAUAUCCAACUUCAACUUCGCCAGCAUGGCAGCCCAACUGGGACAGGAGCAGGGAAUUUCUUUCCAGGACAAGGCGCUCACCUGGGACACAGCCGCCGAUGUCCAGGAUGUGGUCGAUGCCCUCAACAAACAGACCACGGUGCACUACCUCAAUCUGGACGGGAACACCCUGGGCGUGGAGGCGGCCAAGGCGAUUGGCGAGGGGCUGAAGCGUCACCCGGAGUUUCGGAAGGCGCUGUGGAAGAACCUCUUCACGCGCCGCCUCAAAUCGGAGAUUCCGGAGGCCCUAAAGCACCUGGGAGCAGCUCUGAAUGUGGCAGGCGCCAAGCUGACGGUCCUGGAUCUCAGCGACAAUGCCCUGGGACCGAAUGGCAUGCGGGGACUGGAGGAGUUCCUGCGCUCACCCGUCUGCUACUCGCUGCAGGAACUGCUACUGUACAACUGUGGCCUGGGCCCCGAGGGCGGCAGCAUGCUGUCCAAGGCUCUGAUUGAUCUCCAUGCCAAUGCCAAAAAGGCGGGAACUCCGCUCCAGCUGCGUAUCUUUGUGGGCGCACGUAAUCGCCUCGAGAACGCUGGGGCCAUCUCGCUGGCCGCCGCGUUUAAAACCCUGAAGACCUUCGAGGAGAUUGUUCUGCAGCAGAACUCCAUUUACUUCGAUGGGGUGGAGGCCCUGGCCGAAGCCUUUAAGGAGAACCCGCACCUGCGGGUGCUGAACAUGAACGACAACACCCUGAGAUCCACGGGAGCGGAAAAGAUAGCCGAGGUUCUGCCCUUCCUGCCAAUGCUGCGGGAAUUGAACUUUGGCGACUGCCUGAUCCGCACCAAUGGCGCCUACCACUUCGGCGAAGCUCUAGAGAACUCCAACGAGCAACUGGAGAUUGUCGACCUGGGCUUCAACGAAAUCAACAGCGAUGGUGGCUUGGUCCUGGUGAACGCCAUGCGCAACAAGCCCAAGCUGCGAUUCCUCAACCUCGAUGGCAAUUGUUUUGGUGAGGAAGGCGCCGAACAGAUAGUCAGCGAAAUGAAUCAGCUGCCGACUGCGGCCGCCCUGCAACCGUUCGAGGAAAACAACUCCGAAGAGGAGGAAUCGGGCGACGAGGAGGAGGAGGCUGAGUACGAUGAGGAUGAGGACUACGAUGAGCACGAGCAUGCCAACGAUACCACCGAAGAGGCGGACGAGGACGACGAGGAGUACAACGCUCAGGCUGAGGAGACGGCCUAUGUCACCACCAAUGCCUACACGACCAAGCUGUUUAACGACACAGCGAACGCGAAUACAAGCGAUACUUUUGCGGUCAGCGGCAAGACGGUCAUUCAGAAAUGCACGCCCGAGGAGUUCUGCCUGAGCCAGACGCCCUGCUCCCAGGAACAGUUCGACUCCUUAGAUCAGGACAACAAGUUCGAGGCCCUGCAGUCCAUAGUCAACCAAUUCACUGGCGACAACCAUCUGCUGCUGCUUGUCUUCACCACUUUGAAGUGUGCACACUUGUCGCAAUCUUCCAAGGCUGCCUUGGACCUGGCCGUCUCCCUGUACCAGGCCACCUUUGACUACGCCAUCAAGACGAAGCAGGAGACCCGUGUGCUCAACUAUGUCCUGAUGCAGCUGCGGCUGCUGCGCUGCGAGGAGCCCUUCAAGUCGGACUACGAUGUCAAGGGAUGUCGCUUCGCACUGCGCGAGGCCCUGAAGCAACCCAAGUUCGCCAACGACAACAUCAAGAAUUCCUUCAAGACUUUCCUGGACAAGGUCGACGCAUAGGCCUUGUAGAAGCUUAAGAAACUAUUUAUAUGUUCUACGUUCCAAUACAGUGCAUCUUUGGUGAAUAAACAUUUAUUAUUCA